Messenger RNA from Fonsecaea erecta, 579 nucleotides. Its product is annotated as peptidyl-prolyl cis-trans isomerase H. The coding region runs from base 1 to 579 and encodes 192 amino acids. The record is from RefSeq and is a predicted model, not a curated record. Gene Ontology annotation, cellular component: intracellular membrane-bounded organelle. Gene Ontology annotation, biological process: protein peptidyl-prolyl isomerization; protein folding. NCBI's taxonomy places the organism in Eukaryota, Fungi, Ascomycota, Eurotiomycetes, Chaetothyriales, Herpotrichiellaceae. Gene Ontology annotation, molecular function: peptidyl-prolyl cis-trans isomerase activity. The transcript has 3 exons.
AUGGCGACGGACACAAUCCCUGUCCCCAAGCCGGGCGAGGGCGAGCCGAUUGUGUUUUUCGACAUCCAGAUUGGCGGCGAACCACUGGGCCGCAUUAAAAUGCACCUCUUCUCCAAGACGGUGCCCAAGACGGCGGAGAACUUUCGCCAGUUCUGCACGGGCGAGCACAAGGGCAUGGGCGGCAAGCCGAUGGGGUACAAAGGCAGCAAAUUCCACCGCGUGAUCAAGAACUUCAUGAUCCAAGGCGGCGACUUCCUCCACUCGGACGGCACGGGGAGCACGAGCAUCUACCACAACGCGGCGUUUGCCGACGAGUCGUUCGCGAUCAAGCACACGCGCGCCGGUCUGCUGUCCAUGGCCAACUCCGGACCCAACACCAACGGGUGCCAGUUCUUCAUCACCUGCGCCCCGGCGCCCUGGCUGGACAACAAGCACGUCGUCUUCGGCCAGGUCGCCGACGAGGAGAGCCUCAAGGUCGUCCGCAUGAUCGAGAACACCCGCACUGCCGGGCCGGGGGGGCGGGGUCAAGGCGAGAGGCCCGUCCUGGACGUUAGAAUCGUCCAGUGCGGUGAGAUGUAG